AUGAAAGAGCUAGUACUGUCUUUGUUUAUUUUCAUUUUAGCCAAACAUGUCAAUUCUUGUUAUUCUAUUCCGACAAAGGAACAGUUUCAAAGUUGCUUGUCAAAGAAUCAUUCCAUCUUCAAAAACCCUAUAAAUCUCACUAACCACACCUCAGAUUCCAAAGUCUUCACCGACUUUUCCGAAUCUUCAUCCCCAAAUUCAAGUUUCCUAAACUUGAAUUUCACAAGCCUGAAGCCUAUUCUGAUCCUCAAACCGAAAUCAGAAUCCGAAAUCAAAAGAUCAAUUCUAUGCAGCAGGAAACUUGGUGUGCAAGUAAGAACUCUCAGUGGUGGUCACGACUACGAAGGCCUCUCUUACCUCUCACAAUCACCGUUCAUAAUCAUCGACCUCGUUAACCUCAGAUCAAUCAACAUAAACCUCACAGAAGAAACCGCAUGGAUCCAAUCCGGCGCAACACUCGGCGAACUCUACUACAAAAUAGCCAAAACCAGCAAGAUCCAUGCAUUCUCUGCAGGGAUAUGUCCAAGUGUCGGAGUUGGUGGACACAUUAGCGGCGGUGGAUUCGGUACGAUAAUGAGAAAACACGGUUUAGCGUCUGAUAACGUUGUGGACGCGCGUUUGAUGGACGUAAACGGGAAAAUUCGCGACCGGAGAACGAUGGGAGAGGAGUUGUUUUGGGCUCUUAGAGGAGGUGGAGCAGCGAGUUUUGGCGUUGUAUUGUCGUGGAAGGUUAAGCUCGUUAGGGUUCCUGAAAAGGUAACUUGUUUCAUAAGUCAGCAUACGAUGGGACCAAGCAUGAACAAGCUUGUUCAUCGAUGGCAAUACUUAGGAGCAGAGCUAGACGAGGAUCUAUUCAUCAGAGUCAUUAUUGACAAUACUCAAGAUGGGAAUCAAAGAAGAGUGAAAACUACGUUUCAAGCUCUGUUUCUUGGAGGAAUCGAUAGAUUGAUUCCUCUGAUGAACCAGAAGUUUCCAGAACUCGGAUUACGAUCUCAAGACUGCUCGGAAAUGAGCUGGAUCGAAUCUAUAAUGUUCUUUAACUGGAAAUCAGGACAGCCGUUAGAGAUCAUGCUCGACAGAGACCAAAGAUACGAGGAUCUUUACUUCAAAGCAAAAUCAGAUUUUGUUCAAAAACCAGUUCCUGAAAACGUAUUUGAAGAAGUCACCAAAAGGUUUCUGGAGAAAGAAACUCCCUUUAUGAUCCUAGAGCCAUUUGGUGGGAGAAUAAGCGAGAUUUCAGAAACCGAGUCUCCAUAUCCACACAGGAGAGGAAAUCUGUAUAACAUCCAAUAUAUGGUGAAAUGGAAAGUGAAUGAAGUCGAGGAGAUGAACAAGCAUGUGAGGUGGAUGAGAUUGCUUUACGAUUACAUGACUCCUUACGUUUCUACAUCGCCGAGAGGAGCUUAUUUAAAUUACAGAGAUCUUGAUUUGGGCACGACCAGAGGAAUCAACACGAGUUUUGAAGAUGCGAGGAAAUGGGGAGAGAGGUAUUUCAGAGGUAAUUUCAAGAGAUUGAGUUUGGUUAAAGGAAAGAUUGAUCCGACGAAUUUCUUCAGAAACGAACAGAGCAUUCCUCCUCUGUUUUGAUCUGAUUUUCUUGGACAAAACCAGAUUUAUUGUUGUUUAUGAAUUCAUUUAUAGAUAGUGUAACUUUGUUUAUAAACUUUUAAUAAGUGUGAAA
This is a messenger RNA of Eutrema salsugineum, 1681 nucleotides long. RefSeq names its product berberine bridge enzyme-like 22. The record is from RefSeq and is a predicted model, not a curated record. Gene Ontology annotation, molecular function: oxidoreductase activity; FAD binding. The transcript has a single exon. NCBI's taxonomy places the organism in Eukaryota, Viridiplantae, Streptophyta, Magnoliopsida, Brassicales, Brassicaceae. Bases 1 to 1587 code for a protein of 528 amino acids.